CCAGAAUUGAGAGCCAAGUGCAAAGUAGAAGUCACCAUGCGUUCAACUCUUGCGCUAACAGUGGUCGUCCUGGUUGUCCUGUCGUCGCAGGUGACCACCUCGCCCACGAGCAGCUCCUCCACCUCGCCCACGAGCAGCUCCACCUCGCCCACGAGCAGCUCCUCCACCUCGCCAACGAGCAGCUCAUCAUCCAACACAACGGUCACCACCACGACCACAACUGCCGCGACCACCACCUCCAGCGUCACCGAGGAGUCCACGAAGAGGCAUCGCCACAGGCACCGCCGCAGGCACAGCCGCAGGAGGAUCAUCAUCAUUCGACGAGUUGGCGGAGGUGGAGAAAGGCGCCGCAGGACUCGCGAUGGUGCUGAUGGUGGUGGCCGUGCCGGGACCCGCAUCCGUGUGCGCGAACGACGCGCCGUUCGUCGUGUUGCCCGCUUGUGAUGAUACAUUACUGGAACACUAAAUAAAUAUGUGCAAACAAAA
This is a messenger RNA of Drosophila erecta, 486 nucleotides long. Its product is annotated as protein new-glue 1. Lineage: Eukaryota; Metazoa; Arthropoda; Insecta; Diptera; Drosophilidae. The record is from RefSeq and is a predicted model, not a curated record. Bases 37 to 444 code for a protein of 135 amino acids. The transcript has a single exon.